This is a messenger RNA of Podospora pseudocomata, 1857 nucleotides long. It is a transcript of the gene TRM2, whose product is annotated as tRNA(m5U54)methyltransferase. The record is from RefSeq and is a predicted model, not a curated record. Gene Ontology annotation, molecular function: tRNA (uracil(54)-C5)-methyltransferase activity, S-adenosyl methionine-dependent. NCBI's taxonomy places the organism in Eukaryota, Fungi, Ascomycota, Sordariomycetes, Sordariales, Podosporaceae. Gene Ontology annotation, biological process: tRNA processing. The transcript has a single exon. Bases 1 to 1857 code for a protein of 618 amino acids.
AUGCGAUUCGGCGCCAUCAGAGUUUUUUCGAAGGGACCUUCUCUCGGCACUUUUUGCAAAACUUCAGCCUCGCUGCGCUAUAGCAGCCAAUCAUAUUCAACCAGAUUCUGCUUCACAACCUCGACCGGUGUGAAAAUGGCUUCCACGUCGGCACCUGCCGCGGCUGGGGGUGGUGAAGGAGUCCAGCAGAUCGACAGCUACAAGCUCCAACAUCAGCAACAGAAGCAGCAGACAGGAAAGAGGCCAUUUCAGAACGGCCAAGGCGGCGGUGGAAAGGGUGGACGUGGUGGCAAGUUCAAGAAGAAGGGAAAGAAGGCGAAGCCGCCUGCCGAGGGUGGACACGAUGAGGUCCUCCGGCUUGAUAUCGAGGCUCUGAUGGCCAAGAGCAGGAACGAGGCCGCCGAGGGUGCUGAGGGUGAAGAAGCUGCCGCCGAGGAGGAAAAUUUGCCAGAGCAGGGGAGCGAGGUUCUUGUCGAAGUUGUGGCAUUGUCUUCCACCGGUGACGGCCUGGCAAAGAUGAAGGGCUCUGAUCGCAUCUAUGUCGUCCCGUUCGCCGUUCCGGGAGAUAUGGUCACGGUCAAGGCCUACCGCCACGAAGAAACCCACACCGUCGCCGACUUCAUUUCUGUGGUCGACCCCUCUCCCCUCCGCGACGACAGCCGUAUCCAGUGCAAGUACUUCUCCAAGUGCUCCGGCUGCCAGUUCCAAAUGCUCGACUACGCCGAACAGCUCCGGAUCAAGAGGGAGACUGUCGUCAAGGCCUACAAGAACUUCUCCCAGCUCACCCCCGAGCUCGUCCCCGAGAUUUUGGACACCAUCGGCUCCCCUCUGCAGUACAACUACCGCACCAAGCUCACCCCUCACUUCGACGGGCCCUGGAACAACCCCCGCCGCGGCCCGAAGAAGCAUCUCGAGUCUUGCCCACCGAUAGGCUUCACCCCCAAGUCAGCCCGCAAGGUAAUGGACAUUGAAGACUGCCCCAUCGCCACCCCCGCCGUGAGGAAGGGUCUCACGGCCGAGCGUGAGCGGAUGAAGACCGAGUUCUCGAAAUACUCCAACGGCGCCACGAUUCUCCUGCGGGAAAACACGAUCCGAGUUCCCGCCGGGGGUGAAGCGCCCUCUGACAUUCCCUCCGAUGCGGUCGUUGUCGGGACGCCGGGGUACACCGACUACAAGACUCACAUCACGGACAACAACGCCACGAGCACCGAGUACGUUGACGAUUUCAUCUUCACCAACCCGGCCGGUUCGUUUUUUCAGAACAACAAUUCCAUCUUGUCGCCCUUUACGCAGUACAUUAGGGAUCACAUUUUGCCUCCUGCCAAUAAGGAGGGGAUAAAGUACCUCAUUGACGCCUACUCGGGCUCGGGGCUUUUCACCAUCACGCAAUCAGCUUUGUUUCCGGGGGGGAGCAUCGGGAUUGACAUUGCCGAGGGCUCGAUCGCUUAUGCUAGGAAGAAUGCAAAGCUGAACAAUCUGGACGAGGGGCAGUGCAAAUUCAUUGCUGCCGACGCGCCGGAGCUGUUCAAGAGUGUGGAGGGGUAUAACCCGGACGAGACGGUUGUGGUGCUGGAUCCGCCGAGGAAGGGGUGUGACGCUAGCUUUUUGAGCCAGCUGCUGAGGUUUGGGCCGAGGAGGGUUGUUUAUGUGAGCUGUAAUGUGCACACGCAGGCGAGGGAUGUGGGGGUUUUGGUUAGGGGGGAGGUGGAGGGGGUUGUUGAUGAUACGGAAGAGACGGAUGGGACAGAGAGGAAAAAGACGAGGUAUGAGAUUGAGAGCUUGAGGGGGUUUGACUUUUUUCCGCAGACGGCUCACGUUGAGGGGGUGGCGGUGUUGAACAGGGUUGAGGAUAGGUAG